UGCCGCGUUUCACCGCUUCUCCCAACUGUACUGCCGCGCCACUCGGCGGGGCGUUCGCUGUGUGAGCCCCGCGGCCCAGCUGCUACCAUGAGCCGGCACAGCCGGCUUCAGAGACAAGUUCUGAGUCUAUACCGCGAGUUGCUGCGCGCCGGGCGCGGAAAGCCGGGCGCCGAGUCGCGGGUGCGGGCCGAGUUUCGGCAGCACGCCCGCCUGCCACGCUCCGAUGUACUGCGCAUCGAGUACCUGUACCGCCGCGGACGGCGCCAGCUUCAGCUGCUACGCUCGGGUCACGCCACGGCCAUGGGUGCCUUUGUGAGUACGCGGGGCCCGACUGAGGAGUCCCCCGGCGCGGGGGCCCCAGGGACCCCACCUGACGAAGGUGACGGCCCAAGGAGAUUGCUGGACAGCAUGGGGGUACCGAAGACCGCGCCGGAUGGACGGUGACCGUCACCCGGUGGCUCAGGGGAAC
This is a messenger RNA of Kogia breviceps (pygmy sperm whale), 469 nucleotides long. Lineage: Eukaryota; Metazoa; Chordata; Mammalia; Artiodactyla; Physeteridae. The record is from RefSeq and is a predicted model, not a curated record.